AUGGCGAACAGAUACUCAGUCCUCGACACCUUCUCCGUCACCACGCCCUCCCUCUCGGUGGUGAUUCGCGCCGAUGACACUCCAAUACCAGCAGAGCUCAGGGCCCAGCCGAAUCCUGGAAAUCUUGUAACUGUCCAUGCAGCAUGGCGUGGCGAAGGGAAACAAGCGGAGCAACUGUCCGAAAACGAAGAGGAUAUGGAGACACAGAACGCACUCAGAGAACGUCAAAUGGUCCAGCAGCGGUUAAUGCACCUACACAGCCAGCAGAACCUUGACCAGAGUCAGCUGAAGGAACUCAAAGAAUUGCAGGAGCAAGAGAAUACCAUGAGAGGUCUGGAGGAAGAGCAGAUGCGAGAACACGCACAUUACCUCACCAUGUUGCAAAGGGCUGAUUCAAAACAUGCAGACAGAAUCUAUGGCGUCUUUGGCGCGCCCCCGCCCAUUAAACCACUUGACGCGGUAGUUACAGAGGAGGACCCUGAAGGUUUCAUCAAGAGAAUUUCAACUUACGAGACAAAGGACUUCACAUAUUGGGACAAGCUGAGACGACGCAAUACCGAGACUGUCAUCAGGAGAUGGCAUACAUAUAUUCCAACAGGAGAAGAGGACACGGCUUUCUUUGAACGCAAUAUUCUGGCCCACGUCGCCGGUGAAGCCUACCGCCAAGGCAUCUACUAUAAAGAGCUCGAUACAGGUUUGACAGGCGCUCGAGAAUAUAAGCUGCCAACGGAGUCUUACGUCGCCCCUCCAGUAUACAUUCGCCGUACCGGAAAUCCAGAAAAGCGCGUGUACGACCCGAUCAGGCAGAUGGCAAGGAACGUGUACUCUUGCUCAACCUGCGCUAGCUGCUGA
Cyclospora cayetanensis is the source of this 852-nucleotide messenger RNA. RefSeq lists its product as uncharacterized. The transcript is spliced from 3 exons. Bases 1 to 852 code for a protein of 283 amino acids. NCBI's taxonomy places the organism in Eukaryota, Apicomplexa, Conoidasida, Eucoccidiorida, Eimeriidae. The record is from RefSeq and is a predicted model, not a curated record.